CGUAAUAUUUCUAUUUUGCCCACUCUACCUCGCUCCUUUCGUAUGUAGUACAGACUUCGGUCUACCCACACUCUCUACCGCAUCCGCUUUAACGUCAUUCCUUGGCUUUUCAGCCUCCCGCCAUUUCGGUAUACCAUAGUGAACUUAGGCUACGAUGACGGACUAUAUGACCCAGCCGGGGCUUAGCCUACCGCCAUCCUCGCGACAGGACAUUGUCAGCGCCCUGCUGAACGAUUAUGGAAGCUCGUUUGAGGACGGUAGCAGCUCGCCGUAUAAGUCGUCGCCGGUAUCAGCUUUCAAAGAACUCCCACCUCCACCGCCGCCGGAGAGAUCAAGAGCAAGGGACUAUAGUAAUGGUAAUUCGUCUCCGGCAGUUCAGAAGAUGAACACGCCCUUUCGCCUUCGGGUGGACGUACCGGCAUCGCCCGAGUCACCGAAAGGGUCCAGUAACUCGGAGGGUUCUCCAUCCAGAAUCGUCUCCAAGCGCUUAAAGCGUAGAUCCAUACCACGCUCCUUGACAUUGACCGUCAGCAACGGAUCCACAGCUGAGCUGCCGAAAAGCCCUACGAUUGCUUCGCAACCUGAACCGCAAAAUCCCUUCCACACGCCUGUUGAGGAGAAGGCACUUCCUCCGCCGCCACCGGAGAAAUCCACGCGUAGACAACCGUCGGCAAUGGGAAAUCAGAACUCGACUGCGCGGUCUCCACGAAAGGACUCGCUACACUCGCAAGACGGCAAAGAGGACAUGGAGCCUGUGAAAAGGAAGCCUCUCCCAAAAUUCACGUCUUUAGCAGAUUUGGGGAAUGGCCCUCGAGGCGGUAAAGGUGGACCAAUGCCUCAACCGCGCGCUCGAAAGCAGAGUUUCGAGGCCGACACAGAUGAAGAGCGCGGAAGAACCGCGUCACGAAAUGACACUGUCGAACCACAACCCCGUGAAUAUGCCCCUCCCAAGUUGAGGGAUCAACUCACUCCAAUGGACGCUCCUCGGAUUGUCAAUCUCCUCCCACCAACUCCGACAGAUGAAUCGACAACUCCUGCACCCCCGCCUUCAUCGAAAAAGCCCUUCGGAGGAAUGGGCUUGCCCUCUAAUCCCAGGCACAGAAAAGGCAAAAGCGACACAGGAUUCGACGUACUCAACAGUGCGACAUCACCAAGCACACCACAGCUCCCGGCACCACCACAAACCAUAACUCCCGGCCCCACUCCCACGCCUCGCAAAAUAGAAACAAUGGGAAAUGAAGAAUUAGUGGACCAGGCGGCCAGGUUCAGCCCUGACGUCUCAAACAGCCAACGUCGCCCUUUUAGCUUCGAACGCGUCCCCACUUCGCCGCCGCCGCAGCUAAAAGAAGCCGCCCGCGACGACGCGUCUAUCAACGCGCCGCUUCCCCCCGCGCAAACACAACCUCGCACCGCAGUCUCCGUCUCUCCUCCCACCCACGCAUCCCCCCUUCCCGUCCCACCACCAGCCUUCCCCCCCCCCCGGUCGGCAUCCCGCCAACCACCCCCACCCGCCUUCGCGAGCCUCCCCUCCCAGCAACGAUCCACCACGAGCGACGACACAGACACGGGCAUGUCCUCAGACGACGCGCCCGACACGCCGCCCUUCGUGCCGCUCACGGAGGCACCCCGGCCCGUCUCGGGUCCCCCGAUCACGCACAAGCACCACGGGUGCUACAGCCAGCACGCGACGUUUGUGUGGAGCCGCAACGACUUCCAGCCGAUGGCGUGCAUGAUCUGCGCGAAGAACGACACGGAGCGGCGCUGGGCGUGCGUGUGGUGCUACCUCCGCAUCUGCGUCGAGUGCAGCGUGGAGCUGCAGAAGACGCCGGGGCGCCGGCUGCAGAGCGUGCUGGAGCGGCGCGCGGCUGAGGCGACGUACGCGGGCGAGGCGUACGAAGAUGACGAUGAGCCGGCGCUGCAUCCUGGGUUUGGGGUCCAGGGCGCGCCGGCCCAGGUGAAUGGCGUCGUGGGCGGCAAUGCUAUCAAUGGUGAGCGGGUGGACUUUAGCUGAGGGGCGAGGUGAAGCUGUGCUUCUGCUUGAACGCUCGCGCGACGCAUAGAUUUCUUAGAUUGGUUGGGUUGGGCUUGGUAAUGACC
Molecule: messenger RNA, 2097 nt
Organism: Paraphaeosphaeria sporulosa
Lineage: Eukaryota; Fungi; Ascomycota; Dothideomycetes; Pleosporales; Didymosphaeriaceae
Exons: 3
Coding region: 155-2011 (618 amino acids)
Source: RefSeq, a predicted model, not a curated record